CACAAUGUCGCUUAUGAUCGGCUCGGCUGAUAACAGACGUCGCUGCCCUUUGCCGUUGUAAACACAAAUUUGACAAUUUGUUAACAGGCCAAUUUAAUUCUGAUGCAGACCUCUCCCGGUGGGAAAAACGACCAGGAUCCCUUGAAAUAUGGAAGCUUUAGAACAAGCUGGACAAAUGGUGCUUGUAAGCUAUGGACAAUUUCUCGAAAAUGUAUCUAUAAGUUUUUGCAAUUUGAAAAAGAAAUUGGAAUACCAACAUAGCGAGCUGAUUGAUCCCCUCUCAGUGCAGAUAUUGUGUAAGGAACAUUCCAGCGUAUUUGAAAAAGUGGACACUGAUAAUAAAGUCUACAAUAAAGUUCUAAUCGUGUUUACUGCUGCAUGCCGGGAAAUACUAGAUCUGCAGAAUGAGCUUAUUGACAAUUAUUUGCCAAAAAUACUACAGUAUGGAAAAGCUACCGAUAAAAUAGAUGUGGAGGAGGGACAGCACCAAAUAUGCGAAUUCUUGCCGGUCCUUCUUGAUGUACUGAAUUUCGUUCAUAGAUGUCGGACUGUCCUUUUCCAUCUGCUCCAACAGUUUGUUUGUGCCUAUGAGUAUCCAUGGAUCAAUGCCCAAAGUGCUUCUAAUAUUCAAUUAUUGGAGGUUUAUUCUAUUUUGGGCAACCUUUUACUCAUUUUUAUAACUCUUGAUGUUACGCUCACAACUCAUAAUGAACAUAGAAUAGAUGAACAUAUUAAAAUUCUUGAAAAAACUGUUAAAACAUCAGUUGAAUCAGACUCGUACAGUGAUUCAGCUCAGUCGGCAACACUUAGGAAAGUAAUAACUGAGGUAAAACAGGAGUUACUGAGAGGGAAUAUAUUCCAGGUUUCAUUGAACACUCGUUUCAAUAGAAAAAACGCACUUGCCAAUUGCUUGGCAUUCAAAACCAAUUUAAAUGGCUACAUAAGAAAUUUAAUUGCUGAGAUAGAAAAUUCUAAAGAGAAUGACGUGAAUUGUAUGAAAACAUUGUCGAAGGUUGUUGCAAUUUUUGUCUUUUCCGUAAACACUUUUGGAAUAGUCGACAAAAAAGUGCAUAAAUCGAUUGUCGACCUUUGUAAAAAGCAUGUAGUUAUUUCGCUGCACGGAGAAGUUUUGUGGCUGCCUUAUAUUUUUAUUGGAAAACAUUUGGAACUGAAGCUGAAAGAGCAGGGUUUGAAAGGUCCUGUCCAAGAAAAUAUUCUGCCAAAGUUUUUGGAACAGUCUGAAUCUAAUUUGCCAAAAAAUUUAAAAACUUAUUCUAUCCAAAUAUUGAGAUGGUCGCUGUUAAUGGAAAACGUAUUUUCCAAACAUUCCAUCGCUAACAAGUUAAAUGAAAUUGAAUCAGCACUGCUAACAUUAGAGGGUAUAGAGGCUGCAUUUCAAAUAAAAUAUUUAGUUAAUCACAUAUCGUAUUUACACGGUCAUCUUGGAAUACCGAUGACCAAGAUGGUUGCACUUAAUCUUUGUAAAUUAAUGGAGUUGAUGAAGGUGAUAAAUUUGAUUCUUCAAAGACACCACAUCAGCCUGGGAAAAAGACUGAACCACAUUAUCCAACGCAUGUUAAUCCAAAUACUCACUUUGAUAAUAAAAUCAGAGCGUGACACGAUAAAGAACAAAAGUACACGUGAUGUACAAAUUGAUUCUUACUCCGCACUGGCCCUAGCUGAAAAAUUGCUCUACGGUGCUUGCACCGAGGACACUUUGCUUCUUGUAAAACUUAUACUGACAUUCAUGACACCUAGCAAUUCAAUAUUCUCAGAAUGUCAAAGUACACUGUUGAAGCUACUGGAAAAGUUGCAGAUAAUGUGCAAAUUGCAUGAUAUCAUAAAAGAAGCGACAAACUGCAAUUUUAUAAUGAGUGAAGGUCAUGUUUUACCUAUUUAUUUUAAAAAUUUAAUGGAAUCACAAGCUAGUCUUUCAAGAAUUGAUUACAUACUACGUUCUGAUGAAGAUGUCAACAAUAAAGAAAAUUUGAACAUUUUUACUCAGCAAAAACAUCAUUUUGAAAAUGUGGUGGUGAAACCAUUGUGUCAGGAAAUAGAAACAUUUUUGAGAAUCCACGCUCAUUCACAUUUGCAAGAGGAUGCUACUAUUUUCCUUCAGAAUAAAGAUUUUAAAUCCCUGCUUCGGGUCAUGCCUUUAAUAGUUUGUGGUCAGGUCACUUCCAUUAAAGGCCUUGUUGAAUCAUACCUAGAUCGUACUUUCUAUGAUCUGGCGACAGUAGCUUUGCAUGAUUGGCAAACAUACAGGGAAAUGAGAAGUAUAGCAGAGCAUAAAUUUGGCCUAUAUACUGUUGAAGAUAAUCUUCCAAGUCAAACUUUAGCCCAGAGUUUGGAUAUUUUACAAAUUAUGCGAAACAUUCAUGUAUUUGUCUGCAAAUACCUCUACAAUUUGAACACACAGUGCUUCAUCGAAAACAAUAGUAACAGCAAACAUUUAAAUACAAUAAAAAUUGUACAGAUAGCUAACUCAAUAUGGACACACGGGACCGGAGUGAUGAAUACAACUACAAAUUUCAUUUAUCAAUUUUUAAAGAAGAAGUUUCUUGUGUUUUCUCAAUUUUUAUACCAUGAGGAUAUAAGUUCAAGGCUUAUGAAAGAUCAAAGUUUAUUUAACGAAUUGAAACAGUCUAAAAAUUCAUAUUACCCUUAUGAUAGAGCUAACAAAUUUAACAAAGGAAUUUCUCGCCUUGGAGUUUCAUCUGACGGUUUUACCUUUCUUGAUCAAUACCGCUCUCUUAUCACACAGAUAGGAAAUGCGCUCGGAUAUAUUCGGAUGGUGCGAACUGGAGGCCUACACCAUUGUUUACAAGCAGCUUCCUACCUUCCUCAAAUAGAUUACAUAUCAAUUUCCAGGGAUAAUUUAGGAAAUACUGGAAAAUUGGCUAUAGAGUCUUUUGACCAAAUAAUGUUUAAUAUUAUUCACACUUUAUCGGAAAAUACAGACCACCUCAAACUUUUGGUCGAUGCGUUUACAUCAAUUUUUAACACUCCUGAAAACAGCCAUUUGCAACUAUUUGCAAUGAUCAUUCCACCUCUGACCAUUAAUUACAUAGACUACAUUGUAACAGCAAAGGAAAAGAUGAUGAAGAGAAAUAAAGAUGGGACGGUGUUUACGGAUGAUGGAUUUGCGAUGGGUAUUGCAUUCCUAUUGGCCGUUCUUAAGUUGAACACUGAAUUUGAUUCUUUGCAUUGGUUCGAGUCAGUGAACAGAAAGUACGAGCAAGAGGAGGCCGCAAUUAGGGAAUCUACAGAAUUCCUUCGUGAAGAUUCCGCUCAUGAAAAUACGCUGAAACUGUCGAUACGAAGGCUUCAAAUGUAUAAAAGGGAAUUCCAGUUUCUAUACUACAAUAUUAACAGCGCAAGAGUAUUUUUCAGCAGAAGAUAAGCAUAGAAAUAUGGGUUAAUUGUAUAUAUUACUAUUAUGAAAAAAUGUGAUUAAAGAGUCGAUGUUAACUACGUAACCAAACAAACAAGUGAUAUUUUAUCUUAUAUAUAUUUAAAUAAAAUGAUAGUUGUUAUAUUAUCAAUAUUUUUAUUAAUUUAUAUGCCGUAAAAUUUGAAUUUAUAUUAUUAUACAAUGUACCAGGUUAUAUGUAACAAUGUUUUAUUCGAACUGUUUAAUAGCAGUUAUUUUUGGAGAAUCUUGAAAAUACAGAUAUUUAUACUUUA
Messenger RNA from Cimex lectularius (bed bug), 3687 nucleotides. It is a transcript of the gene SWIP, whose product is annotated as WASH complex subunit 4. Gene Ontology annotation, cellular component: WASH complex; endosome. Bases 149 to 3403 code for a protein of 1084 amino acids. The record is from RefSeq and is a predicted model, not a curated record. The transcript has 19 exons. Gene Ontology annotation, biological process: endosomal transport; endosome organization. NCBI's taxonomy places the organism in Eukaryota, Metazoa, Arthropoda, Insecta, Hemiptera, Cimicidae.